This is a messenger RNA of Microcebus murinus (gray mouse lemur), 3087 nucleotides long. RefSeq names its product NLR family pyrin domain containing 8 (gene NLRP8). NCBI's taxonomy places the organism in Eukaryota, Metazoa, Chordata, Mammalia, Primates, Cheirogaleidae. Gene Ontology annotation, biological process: regulation of inflammatory response. Gene Ontology annotation, molecular function: protein binding. Gene Ontology annotation, cellular component: cytoplasm. The record is from RefSeq and is a predicted model, not a curated record.
AUGCGUGCCUCUUGCACCCUGCCCUAUGCGUGCUCGUGCUGCUCCUCAUCCCCUUGUGAAGACGCGGUCAUGCUGUACAUGUUGUAUCUGAGCAAGGAGGAGCUGCAGAUGUUCAAGCAGGGUUUAGUGAAUGAGAUCACUUCUGGCUCUUUCCACAUUGCCUGGGACCAUCUGGAGACAGCCCACUGGGCAGAGAUGGUCCAUUUCUUGAUAGAGAACUUCCCCGGACGGAAAGCUUGGGAUGUGACGCGCGACAUCUUUGCCAAGAUGAACCAGGACAAUAUGUCUUUUCUGGUACGACGGGAGCUAAAUGACAUUCUCCCUACCCUGGAACCGGAGGACAUGCAUCCUAGAGAACCACAAAUGAACCUGGAGGAAGAAUCUGGUGAACUGCAGAAGUACAAAUUGCACGUGAUAGAAAAGUAUUUACCCAUAUGGAACAGUACCACUUGGCCUAGAAACCAAAGGGACUUCUUGUACCAAGACGUAGGCAGACACGAGACGUAUUUACCAUGUCUAUUUCUACCCAAAAGACCUCAAGGCAGACAGCCCAAGACUGUGGUCAUACAGGGAGUUCCUGGGGUAGGAAAAACAACCCUGGCCAAAAGGAUAAUGAUGGAGUGGGCGGGGAACAAGUUCUACGCCCACAAGCUCUGGUACGUUGUCUACUUCCACUGCGAGGAGGUGAACCAGGCAGCAGGGCAAAGCUUCUUGGAGCUGCUUGAGAACAAGUGGCCCGAGUCUCAGGCACUUGUCUCGAAGAUCAUGUCCUCGCCAGACCAACUUCUGCUGCUCUUUGAUGGCUUUGAGGAAUUCCCAACGACCUUCAUAGAAAAGCCUGACAAGCUGAGUGACGACUGCACCCAGAAACUGCCUGGCUCCGUUAUUCUGAGCAGUUUGUUGAGCAAGAGAAUGCUCCCCGAAGCCACGCUGCUGAUCAUGAUACGACCCACCUCCUGGCAGGUGUGCAAAUCCAUGCUGAAAUGUCCUUCUCGUGUAGCACUGCCAGGGUUUGAUACCAGAGAGAAAAUCAAGUAUUUCAGGACCUAUUUUGGAAACACGAGGGAGGGCCGUGCAGCCCUGAGUUUUGCGCUGGAAAACACGAUUCUCUUUUCCAUGUGCCAGGCGCCUGCGGUGUGCUGGGUGGUUUGCUCCUGUCUGAAGCAGCUAGUGGAGAGAAGUGAAAACCUCACGCAGGUGUGUCCCAACGCCACAACUGUGUUUGUCCAGUAUCUUUCAGGCCUGUUUGCAACUGGAGCUGAGAACCUCUCCAGGAAGAUGCAGCAAGAACAACUGGAAAGCCUGUGUCACUUGGCCUCACGGGGCAUGUGGUGCAGGAAAUGGGUGUUUAAUACGGAAGACCUCAGAAAGGCCAAGGUGGAUGAGGCUGGAGUCGCCGCUCUUCUCAGCGUGAAUAUCCUCCGGAGGGUGGAAAGCAAGGAAGAUCACUAUGCCUUCACCCUCUUGAUUUUCCAGGAAUUUUUUGCUGCCUUGUUUUAUGUUCUCUGUUUCCCACAAAGACUCAAAACCUUUCACGCGUUGACGCGUAUGGACAUCCGGCGCCUGGUGGCAAGUCCCAGAGGAAACAACGAUCUUGCUCACAUGGGGCUUUUUCUAUUUGGCCUUUUAAAUGAGGUGUGCAUGUCGGUCGUGGCACAGUCCUUCAGAUGCAGGCCGUCCUGGUGCAACAAGAAGAAACUGUUCAAAGUUCUGCCCUGGUUGCAUAAGAGUCACCCACUGUCUCCGUGCUGCGGGGUCCCACAGUUGUUCUGCUGUCUGCACGAAAUCCAGGAGGAAGACUUCGUGAGACAGGCCCUGGAUGGUUAUCAUAAAGCUAUCUUGAGAAUCAACAAGGAUACAGACAUUCAAGUAUCUGCUUUUUGCCUCAAGUACUGUCGAAAUUUGCAGGAGAUGGAACUGACUGUCACCCUGAACUUCAUGAAUGGGCAGAAUUCCAGCUUUGAUUUCCACGAUGACUCUGAAGAACUAGCGAGUGAUAAGCUGUAUGACUGGUGGCAAGACUUGUGCUCCGUGUUCACAACAAACGAGAAGUUGGAAGUCCUGGCUGUGACAGACAGCGUCAUCGAGUCUCCUGUCGUGAAGAUUCUUGCUGAUGCACUGAAACACCCUCAGUGUAAACUACAAAAACUACUCUUGCAGCGUGUGGAUAGCACCUUGUUGAGUGAAGACUUCACCCGUGUUUUGAUUAAGAACCAGCAUCUGAGAUCCUUGGAAAUACGGUGCAUGGAAGUGGAUCGCAAGGCCAUGGAGCUUCUAGGUCUAGCACUGAAAUACCCCCAGUGCCGGCUGCAGUGUCUGAGGUUGGAAGACUGCUGGACCACCCCUAGAAAUCGGAUGGAUCUUACCAGUAAUCUUCAAGGGAACGUACACCUGAAGACGCUAAUGCUAAGGAAAAGUUCCCUGGAGAACUUUGGGGAGCAUAGCCUGUCAAUGGCCUGGCUGGAGAAGCUGUCGCUGGAGAACUGUGACCUCACAGAGCUCACCUGCAAAAGCCUUGUCUCCUGUCUCAGGCGCAGUGAGAGGCUGACCCACCUAAGCUUGGCAGAAAACGCCUUGAAAGACGACGGAGCCAGGCAUAUUUGGAACACCUUAGAACACUUGACGUGUCCUCUACAGAGGCUGGUGCUGAGAAAGUGUGAUUUGACCUCCCGUUGCUGUCAGGAUAUAGCCUCUGUGCUCCCUAAUAGUAAAGCCCUGAGAAGUCUGGACCUGGGUUUGAACAGCCUGGGGGACGACGGGAUCCUCCUGCUCUGCGGGGCCCUGCGGCAUCCCGACUGUAAAUUACAGAUCCUGGAGCUGGAAAAGUGCCUGUUUACCUCCGCCUGCUGCCAGAGUAUGGCCUCCGUGCUCUGCAGCAACAAAACCCUGAGAUAUCUGGAUUUGAGUCAGAAUGACAUCGGAGUCAACGGCAUACUGACCUUGUGUGGGGCCUUCUCGAGCCAAAAGCAGACCGAAGAGGUCAUUUUGGAGAAGAAAGAGAGCGGUGAAGUAGACAUGCUGCCCAGACUGGAGGGCCCGGCCGUGGAAGGGGACUUCCUGAAGAUCGUGCAGGACUGGAACUCCUAG